Molecule: messenger RNA, 361 nt
Organism: Linum tenue
Lineage: Eukaryota; Viridiplantae; Streptophyta; Magnoliopsida; Malpighiales; Linaceae
Source: the annotation of a GenBank genome assembly
CCUUUUCUCUUUCAUCCGAGCACUCCAAAUCGGAAGAACAGUCUCCGCCGCUCCAUCUUUGCGUCCGCCGUCUGUGUCUGCAGAUCCUCCCUCGCCGUCGCCAGAGUCAGGCCCGUCCGAUUAGCCGUUGCAAUUAGGUUCCUUCUCCUUCAGCGACCUCGCUUAUGAGACUUCCUCGUCAUCACAUCCCGUGUCGGCUCUUGAUCCUACGUUGUCGUCACCCACGCCGGAGUCGCCCUAGCCUCAGUUACCUUCUCAUGUGCUAAUCUCAUCGCCGUCGCGCUCAUCUUAGUCCGACCUAGAUCUUAUGGCGUCACUGGCAUUUUUCUUUUUGAGAGGUGAAAGGGAAGAGAAGAGAGGU